Molecule: messenger RNA, 2008 nt
Organism: Gamsiella multidivaricata
Lineage: Eukaryota; Fungi; Mortierellomycota; Mortierellomycetes; Mortierellales; Mortierellaceae
Exons: 3
Coding region: 148-1827 (559 amino acids)
Source: RefSeq, a predicted model, not a curated record
UAGCUUGAUCACUUGUGAACUUCAAGAGUUGACUGAGACAGAGCGACAACAAGGACCGCCGCGUAAAUCCCAGCUGAUAUCUUGGAAGCUCGGAGGGCAAGGGAGAAGCAUAAAGGCAAGGCCACGAGUCCAAGCCGCACUGGGACAAUGGCUGCUCCACCUGUGCCUAUCCGAUCUCGAGCUCAUGGUAGCGCCGAAUCCAACGUACCCAGUGUUGUCAAACAGGAUCAUAGAGGACAUCAGAAUGCGGCAGACGAGGCGCAGGUGCAACAAGUGCCAGUCCAACAUCGCCCAGAAGAUCAUGAUGUCGGUGACGACACUAACACGGAAGAGGCAGCUACGUUGCCGAUGGCGGGAGUUACACAGACAAUGGAUGAUCUCCUCUGGCUGGAUGAAAAUGAAUAUAAGGACGUUGUCAAAGGUGCGGAAGAGGGUAGCGCCAUACGUUCGACAAGGCCAGAUGAUUCAGGACGGCUCCUUCCGAAGGAAUUAAUAGAACGACGGAAUACCACAACAUCGGGAACCCCUGGCUUUUCGGGUUCCAAUCCUAGUUCUAGUUCCGGCAACUCUCAGCAGGAUCUCAGCGCUUCUGAGAACUAUUCAAUCUCACAUGAUGGACAGUAUGCCCUCACGCAGCCAUACCCUGAUACAGGAGGAAAGUCGCAAUUUGAGGGCUCCCAGGACGACCCGAACGACUCUGUUCAGGAAACUCAGUCUCCUCAGCAAGUGGUGGCGUCACUGGAAGCCCCAAUAGAGAAUGCGCUAGAAACAGAACCGAUCAAUGUCUCCAGUUCACAGCAGGACCGAAUUUGCGAGACACAGCCUACUUUAUCUCGUCAAGCGUCAGCAGAACCAACAUCACAAGAGGUCUCACAGGAUUUCUUUGCAGUCUUAUCGGAGCAAAUCCUUCAUCCUCAAGAGCGGGUAUCGGCAACGCCAGUCGAACUCAUCAUUAAUACUUCAUCUACACGCCACGUCAGUUCAGAGACUCAGGGAUUUGUAUCGGAUGAUGGCGAUCUAAGGAAGUUGAGGAAGCGAAUGCAUGAAUUGGAGGGUAGGGUGCCUCAAACACAGGAAGAGAAGGGUCAUAUAGGAGUGUCGAACGUGUCGAUCGCGAGUACUGUCCUUGCGCCAGGGCCUACGGCAGAUUCUUUAGAGGGCUCAUUGGAUUCACAUCCAGGACACACUUCAGGGAAUAAUGAAGAUCCUGCAUUCCGAGAGUUAGCUGCUUCAAACAAGAAAGGAGGGUUCCUUGCUGAAUCUGAGGAUGAGCUGGAUCGUGGGUCCGAUAAUGCAGUCGAGGAGAGAUCGUUCGUGGUCAGAACAGCAACACCUCUACGAGACGACAAUGACUGCAGUACAGAGGAGUAUUCAGAACUAGAGGACGAUGAACUGUUAUCGCGAUCUCACCGGCGGCCAUCGCGACCUAUCUUGAAAGACAGUCAGGAGCUAUUGGAUGUAUCACCACAAGUCGAUGACACCCCCAUUUUAGGCACCGGGAUGUAUAGUGGCGCGAAUGCUUUAGAGACUCCUCAAUCGGGUACUCGACCAUCAAGUCAGACGUCUACGAGAUCAAAGGAGGGUUCGCCGAAACAUGGAAUCGAAAGCGACACUGAGGGGAGCCCACCUAAGCCGGCUAAGUUGAUGAAGACUGAGAGUGUAGAUGACUCAACAUUCCCCUCGCCCUUCACUCGCACGCCAUCCUCAAGAAGCCUUAGCAGGCGGGCUUCUGACCUGGAAUCAGUUCGUUCUGGGAUUAUGCUCAGUGCUUCGUCAUACAGCGAUAAGAAAAAGAUACGAGAAUAUUAUUUCGCGAUGGGGAGGUAGUCUCAAAAACAACAAUAUCGAGGAGGCAGCAAUCCUCGUCUUUGACGGCUCCACCAGGACAACGAAGCUUAUGUUUGCGGUAGCACAAGGCAUCCCGAUCGUGUCAUUCAAAUGGCUUGAUGACUCAGAUAGCCUCGGUAGAUUUGUACCUUGUAAGUGAUACGCCGUCUGUUCCGGUACU